AUGAGAUGCAAUGCCUGCUGGCGAGAAUUGGAAGGACGGGCUGUCACUACUACCUGUGGUCAUCUCUUGUGCACAGAGGAUGCAAGCAAGAUUCUCAGUAAUGAUGGAGCUUGCCCCAUCUGUGAUCAAGUGCUCUCCAAAAGUCUAAUGAAGCCCGUAGAUAUCAAUCCAAAUGAUGAAUGGGUAAAUAUGGCCAUGGCUGGAGUUUCUCCUCAGAUACUGAUGAAGAGUGCAUACAAAAGUGUAAUGUUCUAUAUGGGGCAAAAGGACUUGGAGAUGCAAGUCAAGAUGAAUAAGGUAGUUGGUCAGUGCCGUCAGAAAUGCGAGGCGAUGCAAGAGAAAUUCACCGAGAAAAUGGAGCAAAUUUACACUGCAUACCAGAAAAUGACCAAGAGGUGCCAGAUGAUGGAGCAAGAGUUGGAGAAUCUGACCAAAGAUAAACAAGAGUUGCAGGAGAAGUUUUCGGAAAAAUGCAGGCAAAAGAGAAAACUCGACGAGAUGUAUGAUCAAGCAAGAAAUGAGAUCGAGUCAAUGAAACGCACAGCAAUUCAGCCCGCUCACCAUUUCUUUCAAAGACCAGAGCCUGAUUUGUUCACAAACUCAGCUGCUAGGCUGGACAACAGAGAUCCCAUCAGGAAAGGGCCAAGGGACGACAUGUGGCCGACGAGACACAACAGCUCAAACUCGACAUUCGACAUGUCUGGUGGCUCGCCGGCAAGACAGCCGGCCAUGCCGACUGAGACAGGUAACAACAGGAUGCAUGGCGGUGGUCAAGCUCCUUUCGGCACCAGACAUGGGCCCGCAACAGGAAAUCCUUCGAUGACUCUCAGAAAUCUCAUUCUUUCCCCGAUAAAGCGUCCUCAGCUCACCCGCAGCCGGCCUCAGAUGUUCACGUUGUAG
Molecule: messenger RNA, 900 nt
Organism: Striga hermonthica
Lineage: Eukaryota; Viridiplantae; Streptophyta; Magnoliopsida; Lamiales; Orobanchaceae
Source: the annotation of a GenBank genome assembly